Molecule: messenger RNA, 798 nt
Organism: Anastrepha ludens (Mexican fruit fly)
Lineage: Eukaryota; Metazoa; Arthropoda; Insecta; Diptera; Tephritidae
Exons: 1
Coding region: 1-798 (265 amino acids)
Biological process (GO): DNA repair; telomere maintenance
Molecular function (GO): DNA helicase activity
Source: RefSeq, a predicted model, not a curated record
AUGAGGAAGAGCGGCUCACUCUGCUUUAAAAUUACCGCUAAAUCUUUCGGUCAGCGACACUCCGAUUUGCAAUAUCAAAAAAACUCUGGACAAGCGACUGUUCAGCAAACGUGUAAGAUCAUAAUAUGGGAUGAAUGCACGAUGGCACAUAAAAAGGCUUUGGAGGCUUUGAACAGGACUUUACAGAAUCUAAGAGGUAAAGACACAACAAUGGGAGAAGCGCUUUUGCUGCUGGCUGGAGAUUUUCGUCAAACUCUUCCUGUCAUUGAAAGAGGUAUAGCAGCGGACGAACUGAAUGCGUGUCUCAAGUCUUCAUAUUUGUGGAGGCACGUUAAAAAAUUUACACUUUCAACUAAUAUGCGCGUUCGACUACACGGUGAUGAGGCCUCACGAGAAUUCUCAAACCAGCUUUUGCAAAUUGGAGAGGGUAGAUUCAUGAAUACACCCGGCAAUUACUCAGAGACAUUUCCGGACAACUUUUGUCGUUUAGCUACAUCUGCAGCAGACAUCGUUAACAGUGUCUUCCACGACAUUGAGGUCAAUUUUAAAAAUCAGGAAUGGCUUCGAGAAAGAGCGAUCCUAGCGCCACGAAACGAUCAAGCAACUAACCUUAAUAUAGCGAUUCAAAACAAGUUACCGGGAGCUGUAAAAACCUCCAAGUCUAUUGACACGGUUGUUGAUGAAGAUCAAGCUGUUAAUUACCCAAUUGAGUUUCUGAAUUCGCUGGAACCAUCGGGAAUGCCAUCUCAUCAAUUACAUUUAAAAAGAGGAUCUCCAAUAAUGAUGAUGCGUAACUGA